AUGGCGACCAAGAGCUCGAGGAGAACAUAUACACUUCCUGCUGGCUUGAAGACUGUCGCUAUUUCUGCCGAGAAUCAUAAGUCCACUGGCCACAGCAAGUGGCACCAGGGUGAACGCAACACAAAGGUUGAAAAGGAGAACAAAGUAGCCAAGGCCCAUGUGCAGGCCAAGGCAUCAGGCAGGGACAAGUCGUCCACGGGUGAAGCCAAGGAGAGCGAUGAGGAUCCUGACUUUGUUACUCCUAAAGUCUAUGUCCAGUAUCUCAAGAAUUUCUUCCUCUUCCGAGACUCUGAGGCGUCUGAGGACUCGAUCACAUUUCAGCUUUCAGACGUCAAUUUCAGCGGCGAACGGAUUUCGUUUACGUUCAGGGACGACGAAGAAGGCGAUGAAGGAGACAAGGGCGGCAACGAUAACAGCACCCAAAUAGGAUGA
Fusarium verticillioides 7600 is the source of this 432-nucleotide messenger RNA. RefSeq lists its product as hypothetical. NCBI's taxonomy places the organism in Eukaryota, Fungi, Ascomycota, Sordariomycetes, Hypocreales, Nectriaceae. The transcript has 3 exons. The coding region runs from base 1 to 432 and encodes 143 amino acids. The record is from RefSeq and is a predicted model, not a curated record.